This is a messenger RNA of Arabidopsis thaliana (thale cress), 1465 nucleotides long. RefSeq names its product stress response NST1-like protein. The record is from RefSeq and is marked reviewed. The transcript has 3 exons. NCBI's taxonomy places the organism in Eukaryota, Viridiplantae, Streptophyta, Magnoliopsida, Brassicales, Brassicaceae. The coding region runs from base 247 to 669 and encodes 140 amino acids.
AUUCGGUUUACAUAUUUGAUUUAGAAUGUUUAGUUUUAUUGGUUUGGUUCGAGUAGAAUAAAAUAUUCACUGUUCGAACAACAACAAAAAAAAUUCCUUCAUUUCUCUCUCAGCCCUAAAAAAGCUUCACGCCGGUUUGUUUCACCGCCGUUGUGCUUCUUCUUCUUCUUCUACCUGGGUUCUCUCUCAAACAAACAAAUCUCCGACGACUCAUUCGUUCCUCCCAGAAUCAGAAGAUUUAGUGAAAUGGCUUUUUGCAAUAAGCUAAGCCGUUUCGUGAGGAGGCAGAGUGAGAAUGCUUCCAUGAUUGGCUCUCUCAGGUCUUUCUCUGCUGAUGCCACUCACCAUAGAUUCCACCAGGAGACUCACAAUUUUCUUGAGCCAGAAUACUAUAUUGGUAGCUGGGAAGCUCCGAGUGAUCCGAAAGAUGCAGAGAGAAAGCUUGCUCAGCUUAGGAGAGAUUAUGCUAAGAAAGUUCGAGUGUAUCGUAAAGAGUACAUUCAUGAGAUUGAGAUGCUUCGUGUUGAGAAACAGCGUAAGGAUGAGGCUAGAUUGUUGGCUGAACGAGCUGCUAAUGAAGAGAGGCGACUCUUGAAGGCUGAGGCUGCUAAGGUUAGAGCUGAGGAACGUAAGAUUGCUGACGAAGAGUUCAGGCAAACUCUGCUUUAGCAUCGUACCUAACAAUCAAAAAUAAGAUGGAUUUUGAUGCUGGAUCUUGAUGCUUUUAAUGGGAAUUCUUUUGAGGGCAGUGAAACUUGUUAGUUAGAAGCUUCCUUUGUUCGGGCUGUAGGUAGAUGAGACAUCGCACACACACACACUGACCAAAGCAGUAUUCACUGAUUCAUUAAUUGAUUUCACGUACUUAUGUCUGCAAAUUAAUUCAGAAGAGUAGUACCACUCCUAGGUUUCUAUUUCUAGUUUGAGUUCCUCAUGUUUCUUGGUCACAGCCUCAGAGCAGUAAUGGUCAUAGUGCUUUUCUUCUUAAAGUUGUAAAACUGAUUCAAGCUUGAUUCACUGACUGGUUUAUGUGUUUAAUAAACUGUAGAUAAAAGAAAGAGCAGAAAAGCUAGAGAUGUGGAAGAUGAUGGGCCAAAAGAGGGAAGAGAAGAUCAAAGAGAGAGAGAAGCUACUGCGUGAACAGAGUUCACUAUGGAUCGAGCAAAAAGAACUGGAGAGGAAGAUUACAGAAGCCUUGGUUGACAACGUUGUUCUCUAAACCAAAGCUUCUCCUCUGAAUCUUUGUUUAAGAAACAAUCACUUUAGUCCUUUUGUUGAAGACAAGUCUUUUUUUUUUCUUAGAGAAGAAAGCGAAGGCUGUUUUAGCCUUUUUGCAUCAAGCACAUAAUGAGAAUUGUGGUCUUGUGACCAAUCUCUUGUUUGUUGUGGUUCUGGUGUCGUAAUAUCAUCAUUAAUAAGAAGUUUUCUCUUGUUGAUUGUUAUCAGUAGAAGAUUGUUUUUUGGUAAA